Molecule: messenger RNA, 522 nt
Organism: Lactuca saligna
Lineage: Eukaryota; Viridiplantae; Streptophyta; Magnoliopsida; Asterales; Asteraceae
Source: the annotation of a GenBank genome assembly
AUGCAGAAAAUAGUGAUACCUUCCACUGAAGGACUUAUAGUUGAUGACGAACCAAAUGACAUGUCAAUCUUCCUAUACUCCAAAGCAUCUACCAAAACAUUCAACAUUGAUCUUGACGACUACUCACCCUCACCACAAAAAGAGUCUCAAGAAAAUGAUAAAAAUCAAGACGAAAAGUUCUCUACUUUUCAAUUGGAUCCUCCUCAGGAAGAUGAUGCUCAAGCACAUAAAGAGGAAGAAACUAUGUCUGAACUUGUGCCUAAACAUAUUCGACUAAUUGCCCAGAUGAUAGCUGAUGGCAUUGAGGAAAUCCCCUUCCACACAUCCUCUCAUUCAAAGUAUCUAGAUAAAUCUCAAUGGUAUCUAGAACGUAUGGUAGACAAUGUGUGUAUCCUUAAUAAGACAAGUGAAGUACUGGUGAAAAAACUAUUGGUCACCAUUGUAGACUUUCAUGACACAAAUUUGUAUAUCAAGGGACAAACUAUUCGUAACAUGCGAAAGAUCGAAAGACUAGAUCCAUAA